Cokeromyces recurvatus is the source of this 1531-nucleotide messenger RNA. RefSeq names its product cyclophilin-like domain-containing protein. Gene Ontology annotation, cellular component: nucleus. The transcript has 3 exons. The coding region runs from base 40 to 1440 and encodes 466 amino acids. Gene Ontology annotation, biological process: protein peptidyl-prolyl isomerization. Gene Ontology annotation, molecular function: peptidyl-prolyl cis-trans isomerase activity; RNA binding. The record is from RefSeq and is a predicted model, not a curated record. Lineage: Eukaryota; Fungi; Mucoromycota; Mucoromycetes; Mucorales; Mucoraceae.
UUUUUUUUUUGUAAAUACUAAAUUCAUAAAACAGAUUAUAUGUCAGUUUUAAUAGAGACAUCGUUAGGUGAUUUAGUCAUUGAUCUUUACACAGAUGAAUGUCCAAAAACCGCACUUAAUUUCUUAAAACUUUGCAAAAUUAAAUAUUACAACUUUGCACCGUUUUUUAAUGUACAGAAAGAUUUCAUGGCACAAACAGGAGAUCCUACUGGUAAGGGAGAUCAAGGUGAAUCAAUUUAUGGUAUCUUACAUGGAUCAUCUCAGCGCUAUUUUCCUGCUGAAAUUAAUCCUAAAUUAAAACAUAAAAAACGCGGCAUGGUAUCGAUGGCGGUUGCUCAGGAUGGGUCAUUAGAAAGUGGAGGUGUGAGUGGAAGUCAGUUUUUUAUUACUUUAGGCGAUGAUUUAGAUUAUUUGGACGGCAAAUAUACUUUAUUUGGUGAAGUAGCUGAAGGAUUUGAAGUACUCGAUAAAAUAAACAAUGCAUUUUGCGAUGAAAAGGGAAGACCUUAUCGUGAUAUUCGUAUUAAACAUACAGUUAUUUUAGAUGAUCCUUUUCCUGACCCAGAGGGGCUCCAGGUUCCUGACCAAUCUCCUUUACCCACAAAAGAACAAUUAGAAUCCAUGCGUAUUGCCGAUGAUGAAAAUAUCGAGGAAAUGGGUGAUCCAGAGGAAUUAGAGGAACGAGCAAGAGAGAGAGAAGCAAAGGCUCAUGCACUCACUCUAGAAAUGAUUGGUGACUUGCCCUUUGCUGAAGUAAAACCUCCCGAGAAUGUUUUAUUUGUUUGCAAAUUGAAUCCUUUAACAAGAGAUGAGGACUUGGAAUUAAUUUUUUCUCGAUUUGGUCCUAUUCAUAGUUGUGAAAUCAUUCGUGAUAGAAUUACUGGUGAUUCUCUCAGUUAUGCUUUUAUUGAAUUUGAGAAUAAAGAAGAUGCAGAAGAGGCAUAUUUUAAAAUGCAAUCUGUGCUUAUAGAUGAUCGACGUAUUCAUGUUGAUUUCUCGCAAUCUGUAUCAAAACUUCAUAAGGAUUGGAUUAGUAGAAGAACAGGUGGUAAUAUUCAGUCAAUGGGAGGAUUCGAUAAUCUUACAAAGAGAACAAGAUAUAGAGAAGGUGAUGCAAAUCAUGGAGAUAAUUACGACUUGGUAUUUGAUACAAAUGAAAGAGAGAAAAAGAGAAAUAAAACAGAUGAUCGAUCUUUAAUAAAGGAUGAUAAUAGCAGAAGAGAAAGUAAAAAGGAUUAUUAUCGAAGAGAUAGAAGAGUUGAAGAUCGUAGAAGAGAUGAUGAUUAUAGAAGAGAGAGUAGAAGAGACGAGGAUCGUAGAAGAGAUGACGAUUAUAGAAGAGAAAGUAGAAGAGAUGAUAGAAAAGAUUAUCGACGAGAUCAUGAACAUUAUAGGGAUGAACGUGAAAGAAGAAGGGACGAUGAUAGAAGACGAAGAUAAAACAUAGGAUUAUAAACAAAUACCUUUAAUUUUGUACAUGCUUUUUUUUUUAUUACUAUAAAUAAAACGAUUUAUUGAGUCAUUGAUGGAG